Messenger RNA from Aspergillus pseudonomiae, 999 nucleotides. Its product is annotated as NAD(P)-dependent alcohol dehydrogenase. The record is from RefSeq and is a predicted model, not a curated record. The transcript has 3 exons. Gene Ontology annotation, molecular function: alcohol dehydrogenase (NADP+) activity; zinc ion binding. Bases 1 to 999 code for a protein of 332 amino acids. Gene Ontology annotation, biological process: alcohol metabolic process. NCBI's taxonomy places the organism in Eukaryota, Fungi, Ascomycota, Eurotiomycetes, Eurotiales, Aspergillaceae.
AUGAACGUCACAUUCGAUGUCUUCCGUGGCUCCCCUGAGGGCAAGAUUGUUGCCGAUAAGACCACGCGCACACUAGAAUACAACGAAGUGUUUAUUGAGACCACACAUUCCGGCCUUUGCGGAACAGAUGAACACUACCUGAAAUCAGGCCAGGUGCUUGGACACGAGGGUAUCGGUAUCAUCAAGGCUCUUGGACCCGGAGUUACCUCGGUGAAGGUGGGAGACCGUGUUGGAUUUGGAUACACACAUAGCAUUUGCACAUCUUGUGAUAACUGUGAGACUGGCUGGGACCAAUUCUGCCGCAACCAGAAGCAAUACGGCUUCCACGACUUUGACAAUGGUACCUUCAGUUACGGGGCCGUCUGGGACGUCAACUGCGUCUACCCCAUCCCAGAGACAGUCAGCUCGGUCGAUGCCGCCCCUCUUAUGUGUGCCGGUGCAACGGUUUGGACUGUCCUCACUGAGUUUGGCAUCCGCUCGACCGACCGCGUCGCUAUAAUGGGCAUUGGUGGGCUCGGCCAUAUUGCUAUCAAGCUUGCUGUCGCAUUGGGCUGCGAGGUUGUCGUUCUUUCUAGCUCUGAAGCUAAGAGAGCAGAGGCAAUGGAGUAUGGUGCCUCCGAGUAUCAUGUUUUCCGUUCCGGGGAGCCUAUCAAGGAUUUCAGGCCUGUUAAGCAUCUGUUGCUGUGUGGAAGUGGCUCCGUUAGCUAUCCUUCUCUCAUGCCUCUCAUGGACACCAACGGCAGCAUCUACCCAUUGACGGUUGCAUGUGAGCCCUCUCCUGUUCCCAUGCUGGAUGUCCUCUUCAAGGGUGUCCGUAUCCAGGGAUCCCUGGUUGCUUCUCGGAAGGGCAUUCGUACUCUUCUGGAGUUUGUGGCUAGACAUAAGAUCGCGCCUACGGUGAUGACGUUCCCGUUGACCGUGGCGGGUAUUGAGGAGGCCAUGCAGACUCUUAGAGAUGGCAAGAUGAGAUACAGAGGAGUGCUCGUGAAGAAGGAAUAG